Messenger RNA from Chinchilla lanigera (long-tailed chinchilla), 2237 nucleotides. It is a transcript of the gene Dynlt3, whose product is annotated as dynein, light chain, Tctex-type 3. Gene Ontology annotation, biological process: microtubule-based movement. Gene Ontology annotation, molecular function: dynein intermediate chain binding. The transcript has 5 exons. Gene Ontology annotation, cellular component: cytoplasmic dynein complex; kinetochore; cytoplasm. The record is from RefSeq and is a predicted model, not a curated record. Lineage: Eukaryota; Metazoa; Chordata; Mammalia; Rodentia; Chinchillidae. The coding region runs from base 74 to 424 and encodes 116 amino acids.
CCCCGGAGGCCAGUGCGCGGCCGCAGAGCUCGCCCUGCUCUUCGCUCCGCCCCCGGUGAGAGUCGGCGCCAGCAUGGAGGAGUACCACCGCCACUGCGACGAGGUUGGCUUCAAUGCUGAUGAAGCCCACAAUAUCGUCAAAGAGUGUGUGGAUGGGGUGUUAGGAGGUGAGGAUUACAACCAGAACAACAUCAACCAGUGGACUGCAAGCAUAGUGGAGCAGUCGCUCGCACAUUUGGUUAAGCUGGGGAAAGCUUACAAAUACAUUGUGACCUGUGCAGUGGUCCAGCGGAGUGCAUAUGGCUUUCACACAGCCAGCUCAUGUUUUUGGGACACCACAUCUGAUGGAACCUGCACUGUAAGAUGGGAGAACCGAACCAUGAACUGCAUUGUCAAUGUGUUUGCCAUUGCAAUUGUCCUGUGACCAUCUAAAAAUAUUGGGCUAAAGCCGCUCACUUAAGAAUGUGUCAGUGUAUCCUUUUCAAAAAGAGUAAUACUUACUUAUUACUAUGUUAGAUGACGAGUGCACAAUAUGCUUCAAAGCCAUCAACUAAACCUGACUACUAUAAGCAAAUAAUCUCACAGUACAUUAACAGAUUAUCUGAUAUUCUAUAUGGCAUCAUUAAAAUAAAAAAAUUAAUAUUAGCAAAAAAAUAAAUGGAGAAACAUGGCAUGAUAUGAAAUAUAAUCUUAUAUUUACACCAGCUUUUCAUGAACCUUAUUAAGUACCUAAGGAGAUAGGAAAAUCCAUUCAGAAAAUAGCAUUAUUUUUCAGCUAGAGAACUUACCAUGGAUAAAUAUGUGACCAAAAAAGCUACAAGGAAAAAUGUGGAGCAAUGACAAGAAUUAACUAACACUGCUUAGUUUUGUUUGUUUUAUUUUUCCCCUUAUUUAGUUGUGUAUAAUAUUUAGGGAAAAGUAGUUUUGUUCUUUUUCCUGUAACUAAUGUUAUAGUAGGAACUAUGAUUAACUUGCUCACUUUUUCUGAGAACUGAAAAAAAAAAUUAAAAAAAAAAUUAAAUUUCUUGGAUUUAUGCUAGUGGUUGUAUUAAAUCUGAUAACCUGAAAUUCCUAGUUAAACAAAAUUAGUUAUACCGUAUGAUGAAUAGUACAUGAUUCAGACAACUGCCUUACAAUCUACUCAUCCAUGUGGAACAAACAUUGAAUGCCUGUGUGAACAUACUUCUCAGUUAGGCAUUACAGUUAGCAUUGUGUUGUUCAAAUGCAAGUUCCUUUUGGCAGCUGUUCAUCUGGAAAACUAGCAUUUUUGUUUGGGGAAAGAAAAAAAGAGAUCAUUUAUAAGAGAGGAGAAGAGACUGACUGUCCACAUUGUCAGCAAAAUGAAGAGCACUUUCUGGUGACAGAAUUAUAAACAUAAUUUUAAGAGUUGUAUUUAGCAAGUUAAAAAUGCGUAAAAUAUGCAACUCUUAGUUAAAGGCCUUAUUAGUAGUCUUAACUAUACAAGUAGUAAAUUUUAUCAUUGCUUUAGUUAUUGCCAUUUGUAAAUAAUUUUUAAAACUUCAGGGGGCUGUAAAUUCAAUGGAGUAAAGUCUAAAUUAUAAGUAUACAAUCAUUAACAAGUUAUCUAAUAUCUCAGGGCUUAAGAACUAUUUUUAAAUUUAUUAAGAAAAUAAAAGUUAAAGAUUAGGGUACAUAGCUGGCCACCAAAAGCGAAGUCAAUCUGGUAUUUAACCUUGAAAACAAAAUCAAUCUUGCAUAUUACCAUUAACAGUACAGUAGAGACUGGAAUCAUGACUCAUUCUUGUAUUUUUUUUUUUUUUUUUGAGGCAAGGUCUCACUAUGUAGCCCAGGCUGGCCUCAAAACCAUGGCAAUCCACCUGCCUCAGCCUCCUGAGUCAUUCAAUUUUCUGUAGAAAAGCUUAGUGUUAGCUUGAGAAUAUUAAGGCAGUAUUCUUAUAGGAGUGCUAUGUGUGUGAUUGUAACAAUAAUUUUUCAACUUUAAGAAGAAGGUUAAGAAAAUAAAAGGAGAGACUUUAAUACAAUGAUCUGUGUUUGGAUACAUUAACAAUUUUAGCCAUUACCUUUAUAUUACCUUAUGCUGCUGGCUUUUGUGCCCCUGGAGAUUAUAAUAGUGACCAAAAUAUCUGUGCAAUUAAGACUUGUUUUUGAUUACUGUUGUUGAAGCCUGGUUUCAAAACAUCAAAUUAUACCUCGUAAGCUUGCUCUCUGCUCUGUUUCUAGUUACAGCAUAAUAAAGAUCAUCUUUCUGUGCUGUA